Podospora pseudocomata is the source of this 459-nucleotide messenger RNA. RefSeq lists its product as uncharacterized. The transcript is spliced from 2 exons. The coding region runs from base 1 to 459 and encodes 152 amino acids. The record is from RefSeq and is a predicted model, not a curated record. NCBI's taxonomy places the organism in Eukaryota, Fungi, Ascomycota, Sordariomycetes, Sordariales, Podosporaceae.
AUGAAUGAGUGCCUGGGCCUGGUAGGCGCCCUGGAGCCAUAUGUCAUGCAGGAUGGAAAUGCCUACAUGACGCUCACCACGUGCCAAUUUGGAUGUCGAGGUCUAACCGGUGUUGGAGCUGGUCCAAGCGUCUUUCUUGCAGGUGCCGCUGAUGGAGCUGUUUCUGGCCAAUCAGAGUCUUUCAACCCACCCUCUCAGCGCGUCCUUGGCUGGCUGGGCGGUGGGCGGGCAGCCGCAGGCACCCUAGGGAGGGGGACAGCCGCUGGGUCGACCUCAUUUCUCAUUUCGACACAUUCAAGAGCUUCCCAUCGCAUCAACCGACGAUACAAACCUCACAGAAGCCCAGCCGCAGGAGCCGGCGACGCUGAUUACAAUAGAACCCUUUUCUUCCCGAACGUCGGCUACCUCGUCCCCUGUACCAUUAUUUGCAUUCAAGGAAAUUUCUAUACUAGACAUUAA